Messenger RNA from Zonotrichia albicollis (white-throated sparrow), 1410 nucleotides. The record is from RefSeq and is a predicted model, not a curated record. NCBI's taxonomy places the organism in Eukaryota, Metazoa, Chordata, Aves, Passeriformes, Passerellidae.
CAAACAGAGAGCCAGCUGCAGAGCUGCCAAGUAGCUAAGGAAAGGCUGAAAUGCACAAGUGCCAGGGGGAUCUGUAGAAAAAGAUUGUAUUCUUGCUCUGAAGAUCCAGUGGAAGAAGAGGCAGCUGCUGUUCCUCUGGGGAAUCCCGUGGAGAAAGCUGUGCUGGUGUCUCAAAAAACGUCUGGAUCAUAUCGGGGUAGCAAUAACCACCAGACUAAAGAAGAAAAAUACAGGAAAGCCUUGCCAGAAUCAAGGAGCAUGUCACAAAAUAUAAGUAACCAGCCUUUGCAGCUUAAACCAGAGCUGCCAAAGGCAAGUGGCAUGCAUGCUUGGCCUGUUCCAAGGAGUCCUGCAACUACCGAUGAGCGCAGGAAACAGCUGGAGGAGUGGUUGGCAGCCAAAGGCAGGAUAUACAAGCGGCCGCCGAUGAGGUUGCUUAUGAAGCAGGCGGUCAUACCAUCCUGCAGAAAGGUCAAGCCAACCGAGAAAAAAGACAAUCCAGAGCAGCACUUCCGAGCCAAGGCAAACAACGUAUUAGCUGAUUGCCUGAAGCUCAUUGAGGAGGGUGUCCAUGCUGAGGACAUCUCAACAGUGCUGUCCCUUGUGCCCCAGGCAGAGAAAUUUGCCAAAUUUUGGAUCUGCCAAGCAAAGCUGCUGGCCCGGAGUGGCCCCUUUGAUGUGUUGCAGCUGUACAGAGAAGCAGUCAGUGCUGGGGCUGAGGUGAGUGUUCCCUGCCUCUGCUCUGGAAGGCUUCCACAAGAUCCAGGGGCCGGGUUUUGGAAUGAGUUUAGCAGCAUUAGUCACUGUCUUAUUCUGCUCCUUGUGAAGGUUGGGCUUGAUGGACUUAAGUGGACACCACCUGAUUUUGCCGUCCGUUUUGACAGCUGCAAAUAUAACAACAACACUUUUCCAUUUGUGCUAGGAGCAAAGGAAGAAGAAGCCACUCCUCGGGAGCCUACAACACCUUGUCCCGCUGAGAGGCAUCCUAUAGCGUCAACUCCAGGCCUGGUGGGGAGGCACAUGACCUCCCUCCCCCCCUCAGUCAAACUACAGGUGACGUCAGCAUCCAGAGGAAGGGAAUUCCGGGAACGCCCAGAAUUUAAAUUCCUAACCCCUGUGCGGCGUUCCCUGCGGAUUGAGUGGGCUCGGAGUCGCUAUCCAGAGAUGCUACACGACCGUGACCCUGUGGUGUCAUCUCUCAGUGAAAUCCUGGCUGCUGAGGAGGAGACUCUCUUCUUCUUCCGGAAAAACAAGGCUUUGCCGGAAGUUACAGAGUUGGAGGGCUUGAGUUCAUAUCCACCCAAGAGCCCCCGAGGGUUGGGCAUGAAAUAACCAUAGAAAUUUUGUUUUAAAAUUAUAAUAACGAUAUACAUUUUGUUUUAUAAAUGUGUUAAAAUAAGAAAUGUUUUA